UCUGAUACUUGUACUCUGCAGUAUUACCACUUGUAUUUACUACGUGUUUCCACGGCUCCAGGAGCAGCAGCGUGCCGCCCCCUGUGUUACUAUCAGUAGUUUGCGCCAGUCGGAGUUACGCAUGCGCAGUGAGUGCGGGCGCAGCUUCGCCGUGGUUUCGGUUGAGAAUUCUUGGCAACGUCUCACUUGGUGAACAGGCAGCAGACCGUCGGGCAACGGCUGUUUCCACAAUGUCUGGAGGAUUAUUUUAACGGAGCUGGAAGUGAGCGGAAACCCUGGAGCAGCGAAAGAGUGAAAAACCGGGCCGCCUCUGCCUGCACAGUGACGUCAGACAUCACCACAAGCUUCGCCUGCACAGCUGAGGGCAAAAAAGAUCUGCAUCAGACAUCAUCCAAGAAAGAAGCACAAGAAGAAGAGGAGGACGGCCUGGUUCCAGAUUGGAUGGACCAGUGAAGUCUUUCCCACCCUCCCUGUUAAAAGCAAUGUUUUUGGGAGCUGGAGGUCGUAACAGCACCUUCCCCAGCACCCCUCCCAAUAUGGGAUGCCAGCCCCCUGCCCCCCUGCCCUGAGCUCUCCUGGGGUGUCAUGAAUAGUUACAGAGACAGAGGGGUAACUUGCACCUCCUCAGACCUUCUCGAUGGAGGCGGAGGAGGGUUGCCCCAGCACACUCCAUUUCGUCACACCCCUAAUGGGCACCCGGCGCUAGGUCCCUCUGACCCGGUCAUCCAACCACGCAUCUCUGUGCCCAAAAUGGGUGUCCGUGCACGGAUCGCAGAAUGGCCUCCACGCCGUGCUCAGUCCCGGGAGUCGCUGCUCGAGAAUGGGCAGAUUGGCGGCAAUCACUACGGCGAUGACGGUUCAGUUUUAUCAGUUUUGUCUGACUUCAGGCUGGUGCGGGGAGGAGUCGCCAGGUUGCCCCGGCGGAGGUCCAAGGAUGUAGGAGAGUUUGGCGGUGAGAGAAGUUCUCCUUUCAGCCUGAGAGUGUUCCCACCUUUGAGAAAGCGCUCCAACAGUGAAGUGACGCUGAGCGAACAAGAUGAAAAUGAGGUGGAGGCUCGAGGAGAUGGCGGAUUGGGGAACCGGUUCAGGGAAUACGGUAGCACCUCCUCCAUCGACAUCCAAGGCAUCCCUGACCAGAGCUUCUUUGACAUGAUCAGCCAGUUCCGCCAGGAGAGGCCUGACCAGCGCAGCUCUGCACCCAUACAAAUCGGCGAGCUGCUGCGUGCUCCAGACUCGCCACCUGGACCUCUCCCCUCAGCGCCCUCACCUGGUCCCACAGGUGUGGAAGACAGAGAGACAGGAAGGAAAGACGGCACUGAGAGAGUGAGAAAGAAAAGUGGAGGGACAGAGUCGUCGCUGGGCACCUCCUCUUUGUUUCGGAAACUUCGGAGCUCCAAUAGAGGGGAGCUGGAUGGAGGGAAAGGAGAAACUGUUGAGGACAGGGGAACACGAGCUGCCAUCAAUUCCUCCUUUAAAUCGUGGGUGUGUCCAAAAAGCUUUGUCCACUUUGACGCUCAGAGCAUCCAGUUUGACCUCCACGAGGCAGCGGCUCAGCGUGGCUUUGUCACGCAGAGGAGAAACACGGCCACGGGAGCAUCAGCAGCCUCAGUGUCUCUGUCAGUCUCCAGAUCCUCAGCGAGUGUAAACGACCCCAUUUACUCCAGCAUCGAGGAUCUGACUCUGAGCCUCGACCAGGGCUCCACCACACCCUCACUGGGUGUGGACCCUCUAGAUGGCGCUGGAGCCCAGAGCUCCAGUCCACUUCUCCUCUCCUGCCCACACUUCCUCAAUGAAACCGGAGGCCACGGAGAGCGCAACAUCAGCUUCCUCAGCUCGUCAUUAGAACGAGGAGGAGAUGGAGGAGGAGGGGACGGGGGGAGGGGAUGGCUGAGGAAGAGUAACGCCAGCGUGUCAGUGGUGGAGGUGGCCACUGAAGAGCAGGCUACAAGACUGGAAAGACUGAAACUGUACAGCAUAGAGCAUGUAGACCUGGGCGCUAGGUACUACAGAGACUACUUCCAUGGAAAAGAGCUCUCAAACUACUUCGGGACAGACGAUAAGCUGGGCCCUGUGGCCUUGAGCAUCCGCAGAGAGAAACUGGAAGACACCAAAGACCUGAAAGACCAGUAUCAGUACCGACUCAUCGUCAGGACGAGCGAGCUGGUGACGCUGCGCGGCUCCAUUUUAGAAGAUGCAGUGGCGUCUACGGGGAAGCAUGGCACCGUUCGGGGUCUGCCACUCAAAGAGGUCCUGGAACAGGUCGUCCCCGAACUCAACGUGUCCUGUCUGAGACUGGCGCUCAGCACGGCCAAAGUCACAGAGCAGCUCCUUAAACUGGAUGAACAGGGGUUAAGUCAGAAGCACAAGGUGGGUGUUCUGCUGUGCCGUGCAGGGCAGAGCACAGAGGAGGAGAUGUACAACAACGAGGAGGCAUCGCCCGCCUUCUCUGCCUUCCUGGAGCUGCUCGGGGAGCAGGUGCUUCUCAAAGGAUUCACCAAAUACGCUGCACAGCUCGACACCAAGACGGACUCUACGGGCACCCACUCCCUGUACACCACCUACCAGGGCUAUGAGAUAAUGUUCCACGUGUCCACCAUGCUGCCAUACAUGCCCAGCAACCCACAGCAGCUCCUGAGAAAGAGGCACAUAGGGAACGAUAUUGUCACCAUCAUCUUUCAGGAGCCCGGAGCGCUGCCCUUCACCCCGCAAAAUAUUCGUUCACACUUCCAGCACGUUUUUGUUAUUGUUCGUGUUCACAACCCCUGCUCUGAAAACACCUAUUACAGUGUUGCCGUGACGCGAAUGAAGGAUGUGCCCCCCUUUGGACCACCCAUCCCCAGCGGCGUCACCUUCCGGGACCCAGAGACCUUUCGUAACUUCCUUCUCGCCAAAGUCAUCAACGCAGAAAACGCAGCACACAAGUCUGAGAAGUUCCACACCAUGGCGACGCGAACACGGCAGGAGUACCUGCGCGACUUGGCCGAGAACUAUGUCAGCAGCACGCCGCUGGAUUCAGCCGGCAAAUUAAACAACCUCAUCUCCCUCGCAUCUAAGAAACGGGAGCGCACGAAGGCGAGAGAGGGAGCGGAGCUGGGUGCUGCCGGGGCGGUCGCCUGGAGAGUCCAGGCCCAGGACUUUAGCGGAGGAGGGGGAGCAGAACUCCCCUGUGCCUUGGGUGUGUCGGCUGAAUACAUCGUCCUCAUAGACUGCUCCACCAAAGAGGUGGUGUUCAACUGUUUCUGUGCAGACGUGAUCGGCUGGACGCCGGAGCGGCUGGCACUGAAGAUCUUCUACGGCAGAGGAGACCACAUUGCAGUUCGAGUGCCAGAGGGAGGUGCACAGGACAUCAGGGAGAUGGUGCAGAGGUUAAAGUUGUUGACAGUGGGAUGUGAAACUGUGGAUAUGACACUAAGGAGAAAUGGACUGGGACAGCUGGGCUUCCACGUUCGCUUGGAUGGCACCGUAGCUGAGGUGGAGGAGUACGGCUUCGCCUGGCAGGCAGGCCUGAGGCAGGGUAGCCGGUUAGUGGAGAUCUGUAAGGUGGCUGCAGUGACGCUGACGCACGAGCAGAUGAUUGACCUGUUGAGGACAUCGGUGACAGUCAAAGUUAUCAUCAUUCCUCCAUACGAAGAAGGCGGGCCUCGUAGGGGCUGCACCGAGGAGUACGAGAUGAAGACCAUGGAGCAGAAACCAGAACCUGAGCCUCUAGCAGCAGGAUACCGACCCUCUCCUCGCCAGACCUGGCGAUGGGAGAACUCACCUGUUCCUCAAGUGCUCCACCCCACUAGCAUGCAGCGCUGGGCCCCCAUCGGCCCCCCACCUCCUCCACUAGUACGCUCACACAAGCCCCUGAUGCCAGUUCCCUACAGAGAGCCUCAGCACCUCAGCUCCAAGAGGCCGGUCAGCUACCCAGAGAACCACUACAGCCUGUCUCCUGCAGGAGGCGACAGGCCCUACAGAAACCCCUCAGCCAGCUUCUCCUCUCCUCCCUCCGGCCUGGUCAGUCUCACCACGAUGGGACCACCUGGAAUCUCACCGGGCCCCUUUGUGCGCUACAAACCUUCACCCGACAGAUUUGGAACAGGACAGCGCCCCCUGCUGCCGUAUGAUCCUCACCUCGGUGUGGACCUCCUCUCCAGUGGAGAAUCUUCGUCAGGCUUUACCAGUCAGGAGAGUACCAUGGAGCGCAGCAAAACAGAGCCUCUCUGGCAUGUCCCAGCGUCUCGAGGACCAGGUGGUGGAGGGGGGCAGAGGAGAAUGCCCAGACAGGAUGUCCCGGGGAAAGACUCUCCAAACAGACACUCGAAGGGUGAGACUCAGUACUCCAGCCACUCCAGCAGCAACACCCUGUCCAGUAACGCCUCGAGCAGCCACAGCGACGAGCGCUGGUUCGACGGAGGCGCACCUGGAGAGCGAGGAGGCGUGGGUUGCCUCGGUGAGCCGGCCGAUCCUGACCCCGACCUCCUUAACAAGGGCGGAUCCAACGAUAGCGGCAUCGACGCCUCGACCCACUACGGAAACGGUCGCCACAGUAACAUGUCCAACAGCCAGUCCCACAAGGCCAUGCACAGCUCUGCGACCUACAGUGGCAUCCCGGAGCUGUCGGUGGGAAGGAGCGGCGGCAGCGGGGGGGAGGCUAAGAGACGAGAGUCUUCGCCCAUUAUACCAGCUGCGGCCAAUCAGAACAAAGGGUACAGGACGAGGACGUUCCCUCCUCCUGGCUCCAGCGCUGAUAAAAUGGAUGCUUUCAAGCCCAGGGCCUACACACCGCAGGGUUACAAAACUCCAGUGGAGAAACCACGGCCUGUCCGAGCCUCUACCGCAACGCCCACUUCAGCUAAGCUAAGCUCCACCCCUCUGUCCAGCUCCGCCCCCAAGUCAUCAUAUGGCAAGAGCACACCAAGCGGUUGGCAUGCAGAAGACUCCAACCCCUCUCCUUCAAACUCGACUACAGCAUCGAGCUCCGACAGCAGCAACAGCAAGAAGCAGGUGGACACAAAUCCAAAGAACGUGUUUGGACAACCUCGUCUGCGAGCGUCACUGAGGGACCUGCGCUCGCCACGACGGACGUACAAGAGCAGCAUCGAGGACGACCUGAAGAAACUGAUCAUCAUGGACAACCCGGGGGAGACGCCGCAGAGAGACCCUUCUCCCAGACGCCCCCUGCAGCGCACCUUUUCCGACGAGUCGCUGUGCAGCGGACGCAGGGACGCCGGCUUCGCCAGCUCUGAGAACCAGACGACUCCCAGCGACGUGCUGUUCACCUGCACGCUGCCCACACGCAAACACGCCGGCUCCUCCAACCACUCCAACCACAUGCAGAGCAAGAAGGUGCCGCUCUCUGCAUCCGAGCUCUCUCUGACCGAAGUGAGAGACAAGCUCCCCCCUCUGAGGAGGCUCGACCCCGGCAUGAUGCCCCUCCCUGACACAGCCAGCGGACUCGAGUGGUCCAGCCUGGUCAACGCUGCUAAGGCGUACGAAGCACAAAGAGCGGGUUCCCUGUUCUCGCUGACUGACCCGCAGCUCGGAGGUCCAGACACGAGACCGGCCGCUAGUCCAGUCCAGUUUCAGACUCCUCAGACGCCACGGACCACGCCCACACUCAGCAGCGAUGAGGUGCCCAACGAUCUGUCCGGUCGGCUCUACCACCUGGAAGUGAUGCUGAAGCAGCUGAACAAUGACCUGGAGAAAGAGAAGCAAGAUAAGGUCGUCUUACUCGCUGAGAUGGCCAACCUGAGAGAGAACAACCAGCGGCUGCAGGUGGAGAGCCAGACUGCCAGCGAGCAGCUGCGCAAGUUCAGCGUGCUUCUGACCAAUCUCAACAAGCCGGGCAGCGACCACGAGGCUCACUCCUUAGCCGAUUCACAGAGGGAGUGACCGACAGCCAAGGAAGAGAGUGAGGUUCAGGCCAGAGGGAGGGGCUUUCAGUUCCCAUGAUUCCUUGCACUCACAGGGGCGGCAGAUGUCACACUCAGCUUCCACUGGGCUGCCUUAAACCAGAGAGAAAAAGAUGAUCUGGAUUUUUUUAAACCCUUCCAGUAGAGAACCUCCCUCUCUACACGCUCCCUGCUCUGAGCCUGUUUAUUUUUCUAACUGACGUCUGGAUAUUUGUCACACGGUGUAAAUACAUCUGCUACUAUGCCGGAGGAGCGAGCAGGAGUGGAGAUCCUGACUGUUUUAGAGAACACUACAUCACCUGGAGAGGCCUAAUACUGUUCCUGCAGCCAAUCAGCCAAAAAAAUAAAUAAAUAAGACUGCAUCUCCCAGAAUGCACUAGAAGAGAGGAAGCUCUACAGACGUGGUACUGUAGAUAGAUACCUGUGUGGUACAAUUCUCAUAUAUCAGUUAUAUCGACAAUGUACUGAUAUUGUAUAAGAGACGUACUAAAGCUGUGUGUGUGUGUGUGUGUGUGUGUGUGUGUGUGUGUGUGUGUGUGGACAGCGGAGUGAUGAACAAACCUGUUUACUGUAAUCUGAACCCUGUGGGCCUCGUUUUCCUGCCCUCCGUUUACACGGGUGACCCGCGGCGGCCCACGGAUGUGAAUCAAGCCAUCAGUGUGCCGAGAGCAAACGGUCGCAGAGCUCGCCAGCGUGGCGGCGUCGUAUCUCCCACACAGAGCAGCGUCCUCAGCAGUGCCCGAUCAUCUCAGACCUGAAUGAAAUGAUGGUUGCUUUAACCUUAAGCGGGUCCUUUGUUUGGUUUUAGUUGCAGAAUUUUGAGAGUUACACUUACCUGCUUUCUGGUGAAGAGCUUAUUCUGAAGUGAUGUGGUUGGCGUAGCCCCACAUGAGCCCAGUUUUGACCAUAUUGUUUAUGUUUUGGGGAAUAAAGCAUGGCGAAUAAACUUUCAUUUUUACCUUUUUUAUUGGACGUACCAACUGCUGUAGCUGGAUUACUGUAAAACUGGAGAAAUGUUUAAAAAUCAGCCAACUUCUCGCUCCUGGCAGCUCUCAGAAGAGCUGGUAGUUAUGAGGUGAUUCGAUGGCUCACACACGUCAUGUUAUUUUUGCUUUUGUGAAAUCAAAUUGCUUCCAUCACAUCGCUGUAACCUCUAGCCGACGUCCUUUAACAAACCUUGUGUUGUUUAUGAUUUCGUGUGUCGGGCAGCAGAGCGAGCCGGUUGUUGUUUUUGUGUUUUAAGACGUCACAAACUGAACUGGAGUGCAUAAAGCAUGUGCAACAGCCUCACCAAGAAAGUAAAUAAGUGUAUUUUCUCAAAGUGUUCUCAAGUCUUCAUGUAUUUGUGAUCCAGUGAAGCUCCGUCUCCGGCUGAGCGCGCUCACAGGAAACAUGUACUGUACCUGAAAGCCCGUCACAUCAGGACAGAUGUGCUUGUUUGAGAGGACUUUUCUUGUGUUUUAUACUGCGACAGUGCUCUCAAUGAUACUGUGUACUGUGUUUUUCAUACAGAAACAUAUUUUUGAAUGCUGGCAGUGAAUAGACAGUACACCCCAACCCCCUCGCCCUGCUAAAACUGUACUGCACUCUCAUCUCUCUGAUAAAACAGGAGGUUUCUCUUUAACUGGAUCUGUUUAAAGUUUCCACUCAGGUUCCUCAGGAUGCUGUUAACGACACUCGACCGUUGGGGGGGGAGGGGGGGUUGAUGAUGACAGACGUCACCCUGCUGUCUGCACCGUUGUCCCUUUAAAUGUUUUUGGGCAGCAGGAUGUUUCAAAUUGCUGGAAGAGCCAAAUAAAACCUUUUUUUUUUUUUUUUGUCACUGACCCCGGAGGAUAACUAACGCCUUCUUCACCCCACCCCCGCUCCUCUCUCUCUCUCUGCAGCACCCGCUUUAAACCCACCGCCUCCUUCUCUGGGUUGUUGUCAUCCCAGUUUUUCCUUUGUCAUUUUUUGUCUUUAAGCAGCUUCAGUCGGGUUCCUGUUAGCAGGGUGUCCUCCAUCCACACAGCUCUGCAGGUGUAGCUGUGAUUUUAGUGUCUUCAAGUCUUAAUCUUUAGUUUGCUGAUGUAAAAGGGGCAAGGUUGUUUUUGUUUGUUUUUUACAUAUAUAUAUAAAUCUUGUUAUGUAUAAUUUUAAGCUAUUUAAAGCAUACACAAGGACCCCUAUUGAACAAAUCCAAUAAUGCAUUAUUACUGGUAAUAUUGUGUGACCAGUUAUUCUCUUUGUUUUUUGUUGUUAAUAUUUUUAUAAUUUAUUUUUGACAUGUUGGUCACUGUUGCAGACAAUAGUGAAGAUGAGAGGGUACUGUGUUUUCUCUUCAAUUCCUCCUUCCUUUACUUUUUCCUCAAGCCUCAUUGUUCCUCUUUCCAUCGAUGUUUCCUGCAUUCAGCAGGAAUAACUGAAGCAAGGGUUUGGUUUUCUUUGGGUUGUAAUAACGUGUACAUUUUAAAAGUGUAAAUUAUGUUUUCAUUGUUUUAUAAAAAAAAUAUAUUAAAAAUAAGUCAAAACAUUUGCUGGUUUCUGGUCUUUGAGUUUUUGAGCUGCGGUUCAAAAAUAACCUUUUAGUUUCAGAUUUUAGAAAACGACUGCAGGGUUGUAAGGAGUUAGUAAAUUCUGUGUAUGUAAAGAAAAUGUUUUUCACUUAAACAUGAAGCAGAUUUUUGCUGCAUUAACAGUACAUUUGAAAAAAAAAAUUUUGCUGUCUGUCCCCGUUUUCAUUUUUAGGUUCCUGGUUAAAUGAAUUAAUCAGUACAUUUUUCAUUAAUAAACUGGUAAAAACAGUCUCUCCCAUCGGUGUCUGACAUAAAGAACCUGAGUAAAUUAUUAUUUUUUUAAUUCUGUAUUUAAAUUUCAUUUGAGGAGAAAAAUAAAAAAUAAAACCGAACCUACCAGACCCUGUUUGAAAAGUAAUCACCCC
This is a messenger RNA of Maylandia zebra (zebra mbuna), 8817 nucleotides long. RefSeq names its product signal-induced proliferation-associated 1 like 3 (gene sipa1l3). Gene Ontology annotation, biological process: establishment of epithelial cell polarity; regulation of small GTPase mediated signal transduction; epithelial cell morphogenesis. Gene Ontology annotation, cellular component: Golgi apparatus; plasma membrane; cytoplasm. The record is from RefSeq and is a predicted model, not a curated record. Lineage: Eukaryota; Metazoa; Chordata; Actinopteri; Cichliformes; Cichlidae. Gene Ontology annotation, molecular function: protein binding; GTPase activator activity.